AUGGCACCUGGAGUUACCACUACCGAGGUUGAACAGUCCUCCACGCUUAAUCCCGUCAGCCAAAAGGUUAAUGGGCCGCCUCCAACAAACCAGAAAGAGGACUCCUUUUUCGAAGAUGUUCACUUUCUAGGCGACAAGGAUGGCAAUAUUGUCAUUCGCUCUCCUCCCAAAUUUGCCAAUGUCAACGAUGAGCUCGAGUACAAGAAGCAGCACUUGGCGGCAGCAUUCAGAGUCUUUGCCAAGCAGGGCUUUGACGAGGGAGUAGCUGGCCACAUUUCACUGCGAGAUCCUCGAAACUCAGAACACUUCUGGAUCAACCCUUUGAGCAAGCACUUUUCGCAAAUCAAGGUCAGCGACCUGGUGCUGGUCAAUGAAAAGGGCGAGGUGCAGCCGGGCGGCGCUCAGUACCCAAUCAACGGUCCGGCAUUUGCUAUUCACUCGGAAAUCCACAAGGCGCGGCCCGACCUGAAUGCGGCGUGCCAUGCUCACUCGGUGUACGGAAAGGCAUUUUCAUGUUUUGGUCGCGUCAUUGAGCCAUUGUACCAGGAUGCAAUCCGCUUCUACAAUGACCUAAGCGUCUACGACGCAUACGGCGGCACCGUGGUGUCGACCGAGGAAGGGCAGCGAAUCGCCGAAGCGCUGGGCCCAAAGAAUCGCAGCAUCAUCCUACGCAACCACGGCAUCAUCACCUGCGGUAACACGGUCGAUGAGGCCGCCUUUCUCUUCAUCUCUCUCGAUCGCUGUUGUCACUCUCAGCUAUUGGCCAAUGCCGCCGCAGGUCCCGGUUGGGAAAAGGUCUAUAUCGAAAAGGAUAUUGCCGAGAUGACGCACAUGAAGAGUGGCAAUCCGAGCAAGAUGUGGUUGGCAUUUCAACCAUAUUAUGACCAGAUCGUGGCCGAGACCCCAGAUGUUUUGCAGUAG
Messenger RNA from Pestalotiopsis fici W106-1, 921 nucleotides. RefSeq lists its product as uncharacterized. Gene Ontology annotation, cellular component: cytoskeleton. The transcript has 3 exons. NCBI's taxonomy places the organism in Eukaryota, Fungi, Ascomycota, Sordariomycetes, Amphisphaeriales, Sporocadaceae. The record is from RefSeq and is a predicted model, not a curated record. Gene Ontology annotation, molecular function: actin filament binding. Bases 1 to 921 code for a protein of 306 amino acids.